Molecule: messenger RNA, 12003 nt
Organism: Mustela lutreola (European mink)
Lineage: Eukaryota; Metazoa; Chordata; Mammalia; Carnivora; Mustelidae
Gene: ABL2
Product: ABL proto-oncogene 2, non-receptor tyrosine kinase
Exons: 12
Coding region: 295-3843 (1182 amino acids)
Biological process (GO): regulation of apoptotic process; protein phosphorylation
Molecular function (GO): non-membrane spanning protein tyrosine kinase activity; protein binding; ATP binding
Source: RefSeq, a predicted model, not a curated record
ACGCUCUGUCCCACGCUCUCCCAGCGCUCGGUGGUUUAAAGAUGGCGGCGGCGGCGGCGGUGUUGGGGACGCGGAGCCGCGGGAGGAACGAGAAGGAGAAUCUGUGAGUCGCCGAGAGGCAGCGCGGCGGCUGCUUUGAGGAGUCUGCGUGCGGAACCGCCGACGGCCCUACCGCUCGGGGCCGGGGCCUGGGCUGGGAAGGAGAGGCCGGAGCAGCGCCGGGAGCCUGAGGCCGAAGCCGAGUAGGAAUGUGACCUGGGGUCGGCGGGGGCGCGGGAGUACGCGAGCGCAGAGAUGGGGCAGCAGGUGGGCCGCGUUGGGGAGGCUCCGGGGCUUCAGCAGCCGCAACCUCGCGGGAUCCGGGUCAGCAGUGCAGCCAGGCCCUCCGGCCGCAGGCGGGACCUGGCGGGGCGCACCACAGAGGCCGGCUUCAAUAUCUUCACCCAGCAUGAUCACUUUGCCAGCUGUGUGGAGGAUGGCUUUGAGGGAGACAAGACUGGAGGCAGUAGUCCAGAAGCCUUGCACCGCCCCUAUAGUUGUGAUGUUGAACCCCAGGCACUGAAUGAAGCCAUCCGGUGGAGCUCCAAGGAGAACUUACUUGGAGCCACUGAGAGCGACCCUAAUCUCUUUGUUGCACUUUACGAUUUCGUAGCCAGUGGUGAUAACACACUCAGCAUCACUAAAGGUGAAAAGCUUCGAGUCCUUGGUUAUAACCAGAAUGGUGAGUGGAGUGAAGUUCGCUCCAAGAAUGGACAAGGUUGGGUGCCAAGCAACUACAUCACCCCAGUGAACAGCUUAGAGAAACAUUCCUGGUACCAUGGACCCGUGUCACGCAGUGCAGCAGAGUAUCUACUCAGCAGUCUAAUCAAUGGCAGUUUCCUGGUGCGAGAAAGUGAGAGCAGCCCCGGGCAGCUGUCCAUCUCGCUCAGGUACGAGGGGCGUGUAUAUCACUACAGGAUCAAUACGACCACAGAUGGCAAGGUUUACGUCACUGCGGAGAGCCGCUUUAGCACCCUGGCAGAGCUUGUGCACCAUCACUCCACGGUGGCUGAUGGGCUGGUGACAACGUUACAUUACCCAGCGCCCAAGUGUAAUAAGCCCACAGUCUAUGGUGUGUCCCCCAUCCAUGACAAAUGGGAAAUGGAACGAACGGAUAUUACCAUGAAGCACAAGCUUGGGGGUGGUCAGUACGGAGAAGUUUAUGUUGGCGUCUGGAAGAAAUACAGCCUUACGGUUGCUGUGAAGACGUUGAAGGAAGAUACCAUGGAGGUGGAAGAGUUCCUGAAAGAAGCUGCAGUGAUGAAGGAAAUCAAGCAUCCUAAUCUGGUCCAACUAUUAGGUGUGUGUACUUUGGAGCCACCAUUUUACAUCGUGACUGAGUACAUGCCGUAUGGCAACUUGCUCGAUUAUCUCCGAGAAUGCAGCCGAGAAGAGGUGACUGCAGUGGUCCUGCUGUACAUGGCCACUCAGAUCUCCUCUGCAAUGGAGUAUCUAGAGAAGAAGAAUUUCAUCCAUAGAGAUCUCGCAGCCCGUAACUGCCUCGUAGGAGAAAACCAUGUGGUGAAAGUGGCCGACUUUGGCUUAAGUAGAUUGAUGACGGGAGACACCUAUACUGCGCAUGCUGGAGCCAAAUUUCCUAUUAAAUGGACAGCACCAGAGAGUCUUGCCUACAAUACCUUCUCAAUUAAAUCUGACGUCUGGGCUUUUGGGGUACUGUUGUGGGAAAUUGCUACAUAUGGAAUGUCACCAUAUCCAGGCAUUGACCUGUCUCAGGUGUAUGAUCUACUGGAGAAAGGAUAUCGAAUGGAACAACCUGAAGGAUGCCCCCCUAAGGUUUAUGAACUUAUGAGAGCAUGCUGGAAGUGGAGCCCUGCUGACCGGCCGUCUUUUGCUGAAACACAUCAGGCUUUUGAAACCAUGUUCCAUGACUCCAGCAUUUCUGAAGAGGUAGCUGAGGAGCUUGGGAGAGCCGCCUCCUCCUCAUCUGUUGUUCCAUACCUGCCCCGACUGCCUAUACUUCCUUCCAAGACCCGGACGCUGAAGAAACAGGUGGAGAACAAGGAGAACAUCGAAGGGGCACAGGAUGCCACAGAAAAUUCUGCUUCUAGUUCAGCACCAGGGUUCCUUAGAGGUGCACAGGCCCCCACUGGGUCCCCAGCACUGCCUCGAAAACAAAGAGACAAGUCACCCAGCAGCCUCUUGGAAGAUGCCAAAGAGACAUGCUUCACCAGAGACAGAAAGGGAGGCUUCUUCAGCUCCUUCAUGAAAAAGAGAAAUGCUCCCACACCCCCCAAACGCAGCAGCUCCUUCCGAGAAAUGGAGAAUCAACCCCACAAGAAAUAUGAGCUCACGGGUAACUUCUCAUCUGUUGCUUCUCUGCAGCAUGCUGAUGGGUUCUCUUUCACUCCUGCCCAGCAAGAGGCGAAUCUGGUGCCACCCAAGUGCUAUGGGGGGAGCUUUGCGCAGAGGAACCUCUGUAAUGACGAUGGCGGUGGGGGCGGGGGCAGUGGCACCGCUGGGGGCGGGUGGUCUGGCAUCACAGGCUUCUUUACACCACGCUUAAUCAAAAAGACACUGGGCUUACGAGCGGGGAAACCCACAGCCAUUGAUGACACUUCCAAGCCUUUUCCAAGGUCAAACUCUACAUCUUCCAUGUCCUCAGGGCUUCCAGAGCAGGAUAGGAUGGCAAUGACCCUUCCCAGGAACUGCCAGCGGUCCAAACUCCAGCUGGAAAGGACAGUGUCCACCUCUUCUCAGCCAGAAGAGAAUGUGGACAGGGCCAAUGACAUGCUUCCAAAAAAAUCAGAGGAAGGUGCUGCUCCAAGCAGGGAGAGACCAAAAGCCAAACUUUUGCCCAGAGGAGCCGCGGCUCUUCCUCUCAGAACCCCCUCUGGGGAUCCAGCCAUUACAGAGAAGGACUCUCCAGGGGCGGGGGUGGCUGGAGUGGCAGCUGCCCCAAAGAGCAAGGAGAGGAAUGGUGGGGCGCGACUCGGCAUGGCUGGAGUCCCAGAGGACGGCGAUCAGACAGGCUGGUCUUCUCCGGCCAAGGCUGCAGCAGCCCUCCCAACCACUCACAACCACAAAGUGCCAGUCCUUAUCUCACCCACUCUGAAGCACACUCCUGCUGACGUGCAGCUCAUUGGCACAGACUCUCAGGGCAAUAAAUUCAAACUCUUAUCUGAGCAUCAGGUCACAUCCUCUGGAGACAAGGACCGACCCCGACGGGUAAAACCAAAGUGUGCCCCACCCCCACCCCCAGUGAUGAGACUACUGCAGCAUCCGUCCUUGUGCUCAGACCCCACGGAAGAGCCGACCGCCUCGACUGCAGGACAGCCCGCACUAGAAACACAGGACGGAGGGAAAAAGGCCGCUCCGGGGGCAGUACCUGGCAGUGGGAAAGCUGGGAGGCCAGUGAUGCCUCCGCCUCAAGUGCCUCUGCCCACAUCUUCCAUCUCGCCAGCCAAAAUGGCUAAUGGCACAGCAGGUACUAAAGUGGCCCUGAGAAAAACCAAACAGGCGGCUGAGAAAAUCUCAGCAGACAAAAUCAGCAAAGAGGCCCUGCUGGAAUGUGCUGACCUACUGUCCAGUGCCAUCACAGAACCUGUGCCCAACAGCCAGCUGGUGGACACUGGCCACCAGCUCCUUGACUACUGCUCAGGCUAUGUGGACUGCAUCCCUCAGACGCGCAACAAAUUUGCCUUCCGAGAGGCUGUGAGCAAACUGGAACUCAGCCUGCAGGAGCUGCAGGUGUCUUCGGCCGCUGCUGGGGUGCCCGGGGCCAACCCUGUCCUUAAUAACUUAUUGUCAUGUGUGCAGGAGAUCAGCGAUGUGGUGCAGAGGUAGCCACUGUGAGCCUCGUGGGAAGAUGCUCACAGUUCUGAGGGAGAGGGGGAGGGACUUGUUUUCCUGUGUUCUUGUUUUCAAAAAAUGAAAGACUGAUACUUGAGUGUGUUUAUGUGAAGUACCUCAGAUCUCUGAGUUCUCACGUUUACAGGUUCAUCUCAAAAAUAACAAAAAACAAAACACGUAGUACAGGGAAAUGAGAUGGGGACGGAGCAGUCGUGGACAGGAUUGGAAGGUGCCCCGGGACAUCAGGGAACGUGUGUAUGUCAGGCCGCGAAGAACCCAGUGCAGGCCACUCCUACCCAGGAUGCUGCGCGGUGAUGUCGUGGGUUUGCUCUCGGCAGGGCUGCAGGCCCGCGCCUGCUCGGGGACUGGCUGUGCCACACAGGAGGGUUGACUUGCGGCUCCACUAGGUACUAUUGGUAAUGUCACUCCACCUCGUCAAGUGAAUGGGGUGGGACAGAAGAAGGGAAAGCUGGGAAUGUACCAAGGGACCUUUUCUUUGAGGCUGCUGAGCGCAGCUGUUUCUGCAGAGCUCCCUGCAGUAGUAGGAACUGCAGAUCAGAUCGCUGGGUGUGCUCCCAUCUUCUCCCCCAUGGUGUGCUAGUUGGUGCAGGAAGUGAAAGAAUGCUAGGAAGUAGUCAGGGAGAUUGAAACCUCCUUCUCACAUCUUCUCCACUGAUGAGCAGAAGUCCUUUCUCCCAGUCUCGUGAUUUCCUGAUGGACCAGGAUUGGGUUUCUACUUGCUGGUGCCCAUCUAUAAAUCAUAGGCAUGGGGGUAGACCUUCGUGGUUCCUCUCUGCUCUGCGCUGAGCAGGCUGUCUUCCUUUAUCUCUGGCAGUAUUCGGGGCAUUCACCAAUGCUGAUUUUGAAAAUAGUGGUCAUGUACAGGUUCUCUUGGAAAUCCUUUUCUGAUAUGGUGUCCCUGCAUACCAACAUACUGGCCAAGGAAUUGAGCAGCUCUGUAUUUUUUUUAAUCAGCUAAAAUACCAGGGAGGGAGGUCCCUUCUUGGAAUCCAACAGUGAGGUUCAGAUGUCUGUGACAAGAGUUUUCGAGAGGCUAACUUGGUCCCAAUCACCAUUUCUCUGUACCUUUCUCCUCCCUUAUCAACUUAGACUCAGGCUAGGUAUAGGAUAAGGAAAAACAUUCUCUCACUCUCUGUGGAUUUCAAGUGAAUCACCCCAAAUUAUUCUCCUAUGCUUCUCUCGUCUCACAUAUCUUCCUCCCCCUUGUUGUUGUGCUUAUCUGUAAAUAAUCUUAUUGGGAACACUCUUUGAUAUUUAUUUUGUCAUUUCACCUCUCCUUGAAAAAUGCGUAAUUGAGGGGGCAGGUCAUUUCCAGGAAACACUGAUUAAAUCCUAGAAACCUAAUGACUUAAUCCCCAAAUGUGUUUUGCCUUGAAAAAUGAGCCGUUUCCUUUCUGUUCAGUUACUGUUAUGGAAGCUAAUUAAGAUCAUAUGAACUGAACCUAAUCAGUUAGAUAUUACUAAUAUCCUUGAUAUCAGGUCUAAUUUUAAUGAACACUUCAUUCUCUUUUUAAAGCUUUACAACCACCUCCCACACCUGCCCAAGGAGAACCUGAUACAAGAGAAUAAAUACAUUAUUUUCUUCCCAAAGGAAUAUUAACUUAGGAAGAUAAGAAUUGAACACUGAUGGCCUGUGAUUUUUCUUUCUGGCUCUGUCAUCGAUCCACUGUCAAGCCACAGCCCCAUCUCUUAAUCUGUUGAAUGAAGGUAAUGCUUCAUCUUCUUAAGGGCUAUUUGCAAAUAAGUGUAUAGCUCUAUCCCUUUGAGAGCUGUUUCAGUGCAGCCUUGUUACGUUGAAUGAUUUGCAUUCUCUUCUUUGCUCAGUAGCAGUCAUGGAAAUGUUGAAGUGCCGAGAUGAUCCUAACUGGGCUAGAAUACUAAGGAGGAAAAACUGUGUUUUGGACAGAGUUCGUCAUCUUUGACCAAGGAGGAAAUUCAGUUUUCAUUAGACAGAAAACCCUGAUUCUUACUGUGGCUGCUCUGAAGGAGGCCCAGGUCAGGAGCAGGGUAAGAAGGGAGGAGACAAUCCCGGGCCUUCCUGGGAGGGUGUGGAUGAGCCGUGGCCAGAGGUUAACAGGCAGCACAGGCCGCUAGCGAUCCAGCAGAGCUUCCUGUGGUAGGUGGACGAGGAGACGAGUUCCCUUUAAUCUGAACAUGGGCCCGUGGUCCUCCGUGGUCCUCCCACUCUCUGCCACUCCCUUUCAGCAGUCAUUUCUGUGAACUUGAAAUCGUUUUAGCCAUUAGCCUUUUUUAAGGGUGGGACAGGGAAAGCUAAAACUUUAUAGAGUAUUAUGCUGCUUUUUAAGUUUAUCUGUCAUUGUGGGAUGCAAGUUGAUGGGUUAAUUAUAAUUGCGUUUUUUCAGGGGACUUUUUUUUUUAAAAGCAAAGGAUCUUUCCUUGAGAGCUCUGAAAAUAAGCCUUGGAGGAACACUACUGAGUGUGUGUAAGCUCCCUGGUUUUCUUAUGGCAGAACAGUCUUGAGGACGGGGACAGUGUCUUACUCAGGGGCAGCACCUGGCUCUGUCUUGCCUGCAGUAGGUGCUCAAUAAGUUCAUGAAAUGAAUUUGCUUUUUCUCAACACUGUCAAGAGCAGCAUGAACGAUUGUAGCACAGCCCAGCCACAUGAUGCUUGAACUGUGUGGGACUCCAGGGUCAAGUGAAAGAGGCACUGUCAACUUACUCUAAAAAUAUCAUUUAGAUUGCUCCUUUUUCUAAUAGAAAAGGAUUCGAUUUUUAAAAUAACCUUAUGUAAAUUUAAAAGUUUGAAUUCACAGCAGAGAAAACUGCUUCUCCAAGACUUAAAACGUAGUCGUCUUUAAAAGCAAAGCCAGGAGCACGAGGCCUUCUGCAAGAGUUUGACGACUUUCUCACGUGGCUGAUACAUGUGCGCACCUUCGGGCUGGCACAGCCUACGUCCUUUCAGCUCUGGAUAACAGGGUUUCAGUGUAGAUUUCUUACCUUAAAACGCAGUGUUUUGUGUAGAAUACAUCUUGAUUAUGCUUUACAUGAAGUAUUUUCUUAAAAGGCUUUGUGUAAAAUUGAAGUGUGUAUAUUUUCCUACAGACUUCCAUUGUGAUUUUCAGAGAUAAUAGCCUUAAAAAAGAUUGGCCCUGAGAAAUUCAUUCGGUGUUUUUCCAAGUGAACCCCUGUUCAUUGAUAUCAUUAGAGAUCCUUUGCCAGUUGUAUUUUGGGUUUAAAUUAGAAUUUUCUUACAAUGCAAUUGAAAUUUGGCUAGUAAGAUAGUGCCCUGUUAACAAAACAUAUAGCCCAUGUUUAUUUAACUAAAGUCAUGGAGCUUUGGAGUUUUAAAGGAUAGUGAUUAAGAGUUGAGACUCUGAAGCCAGUCUAGAAGGCAAGUCAUUUAACCUUCCUGAGCCUUAGUUUCCACAUUGGAAAACAGGGAUAAUAAUAGUAACUACCUCAGGGUUGUUGUAAGGAUUCAGUGAGAUAAUGUAUGUGAGAUUUUCAGCUUGAGUGCCUGGCACUAACGAGCACUCCGUAAGCGGGCGCAGCUCCUGCUGUCACUAACACUCAGUCUGGUGAGUCUUGGCCAGGGAUGGGCAAUGAAAUCCCUGGCAUUUAAAACAGUCUGAUGCAUUGGCUUACCCAAGACCAGACUUCCCAGUGGGGUAAGGUCCCAGCUGAGAACCCCUCCAGGUGUUUUAGACACCCUGUACUGUCUGAACACUGUCAGGACUCCAGCCCUUUUCAUCACAGCUUCAGAAAUUGGAAGAGAGCAUGAUGAAGUUACUUGCCCACUGUCUCAGUUAGUUAGUGGCAGAGCCAAAGCUAUAUUGGGUUCAGGUCUCUGGACUUUCUGGUUGUGGGGUCUUUCCACCUUUCCUGCUGCCUUGUGAGAUACUGCAAAACAAAACAAAACAAAGCGGCUCAGAUAGACAAUCAGUCUGCACAGUGCUGCACACUUUCUAAAGCACAUGCGCCUGGCACUCUCUGACCUUACGGGUCUUGAAUGUUGAGUCAUGGCAACACCAGUGAAGCAGGCAUUCAGUAGAGCUCAGUAUUUAGAAAAAUGUGUGGGGUCAUUCUUUUGGACAGACCCUGGCAACACAGCAGUAGUCUGCACUUUGUAAUAAAAAAAUACCAACUUGAUUUUUAAAAAACCUAGUCCUACAUUCCUUUUUCUUAAAAUAAAACUUUAUUCCAUAUCAUUUUAAUGACUAUGAGGUAAUAUAUAUGAAAGCACUUUGAGAAAAGUAUCAAAUGUAAUUUAUACUGUCUAUAUUUAGAAGAUCAAACAGUCGGUUAGAUGCUGAUUGACUUAAUAGGCUUUUGCCUGUGGGAGACCAGAAAAUGCACAUAUAUAAGUAAUCACCCCAUGACUUACCACAUUUGUAAAUAGGAAACUAUUAAAUGAAUAUGUGCAGGCAUAGUAAGUGUUUUGCUAAAAUUGUAGCUCAGCCGAAUUACUUCAGAAAGCUGCGGACCAACUUUCUGGUUUAAAGAUUUUAUUUAUUUAUUUGAGAGAGAGAGAACAGGGGGAGGGUUUGAGGGAGAAGCAGACUCCCCGCUGAGCAGGGAGCCCAAUGAGGGACUCGAUCAGGUCCCUGGGAUCAGGACCGGAGCCGAAGGCAGCUGCUUAACUGACAGAGCCACCCAGGUGCCCACAAAUUUCUGGUUCAGUUGUAAUCAUUAAAAAGUAGUAAUGUGUACUCUGGAAUACAGCAGCUCUUCCAGGGAUCUUGACUCAGGAAGAAUUGAGACCCUCUCUUCCUUGACCAUUUUUCCACAACGUGUUCAGACAGCAUCCCAACAAGGUGGGCGCAAACUCGUACCUGUUGAUGUUGACAGUGUCUUUUUAAACUGAUGUCCAGUGUGAUUUUGUUGGGGGCUUUGGGAGGGGAGGAGAGAGGGGUGGGAUCAGAUGGCUGUAGAACCAGUGCACUUUGGGAAUUAGUUUUCUAGGAUUUCCUGCCAGUUCGAAAUGAGCUUGACAUUCAUCAUCUGUGUGUGUGUGUUUCUGAAAUGAGUAGCCAAACAAUUUGCCUAUUAGAUUAUAAAAUACCCCAGAGUAAAUUGCAUUGGUGGCCACUUUUGAGUUACAGCUACACUACAUUCUGACCUCUCGCUUCCAGUUUUGCUGUUAAUGUCAUUGUUACUAUCAGGCUCUGUCUCUACAGGAGUUUGCAUUGGGCCGACAGGGUUGUCUAUGUUUUUGUUCAUCACGAUUUUUGGGUUUCAUCAUCUUGCUUGGCAUUAACUUGUUCUACCUGGAUUUGGGUCCAUUUCUAGUCCUAAGCAUUUGUUAUGACAGUUUUCUUAUGUAGGUGGAUGUAUAUUUCUUCUUAUGAAUUAAUAGGACCCCCCCCCCCCCCUUAGCUAUCUACAGCUCUGUCUCAGCUCUGUCAAGCCAGUAGCUCAGGUUUUUGUAAAUGCUUUGGUUUGGGAUGUGUGGGAGCAGGAAAGAGAGAGGGAAAGACAGCUUCAGGGGGGCCUCUACCCUUCUGACAAAGGUAGGCCAAGGCAGCCCCACAGAAGCCUGUCCCUUCCGUGUGACAACCCAGGAAAUUGCCACUGGCCAUUAGCUUCACUAGUCAGAGAGGAGGGGUCUGGGGCUGGUUCUCAAGCUUGUCCCACUCUUAAUAGUCAGGAUAGUUAAAUCUUUGGACAGAAUUCCACUUUUCCAACUACCAGAAUUGGAAAAAUUCAAAUGCAAGGCUUUCUUUUUGGGCAAGCAGCCGGAGUAGCAGUGAUUGUUGUUACCUGCCCUGGUACUGCCAGAACUUCGCUGCCGCUCCCUGUCCUCCUGUAUUGCCAGGAAGUGUGGGUGGAUUUCCGGGCUGUGCAAUGGGCCACCUGUGCAGAGCGUCUACCCAGGUGACUAAGACAGCAUCCAAGUCUGUCUCACUUGAAGUUUACUGCAGUGUCCAAAAAGAGUUUACCUGCUCUGGGGCUGUUGUUUCUCAUGCCAUACAGAAGAUGUAGGUUUUGUCUUGAGAUAACACGUGUUAAGUGGUAUUUCCUUCAUUUCUGACUCUGUACCCUAGAGCCCAAGAGCAGGACAUUAGGGAAGUCUCCACCCUAUGAUAGGGUAGGAAGACCGCGUGCUUCUCCCUGGGUGAGGAGGCCAAGGCAGGUCAUCCUGAUUCUAGGAUGACUUGGAGUGGUAAAGGUCACUCUGAGAAUUGUGCCUUCAAAGAUGAGUUUUGUGCAUUUUGUGGAGGAGGGACGUGUAAGCUGGGUUGAUGGUGUACAAUUAGUGAGCUAGAACGGGCUAGGUGGGUGGUGGUGGCUCAGUGCCACAGUCAGUGAGAGUCCCUGCUUGAGCUGUCACCAACCCCCCCUCCACCCCGCCAUAGGGUGCUGAUGUGACAGACUGCACUUUCCUCCAGCCCGCUUGGUGAGCUGGGGGAAGGCUGCUCUCCAUGCACCCUUCCCUCCCUCCAAGUGCACAUCUCUGCUCUUGUGCACAGUUAGGAAUCUGAAACUGUUUACAUCUGUUAGAGAACUUACAUCCUUUAAUUUUCCCAUUGUUGAGUACACAUACUGAGCACAGUAUGUGUACGGCCCAAGGUCACAGAUGGCAUGUGAACAGAUCUAACCUGCAACCCAUCGGAAGGAAAGUGUGUCUCCUUUAAGUCGAAAGCCUAACCUCCACUUUGUCCUCAGACUACACCCCAUACGUGCCCUCUGUAUGUGUUCUGUGAAAACCUUUGUUCAUCAUUUUACUCAGAAGAGCAAGUUUCCGGGUCCUGCCUAUCCCUCCAAGUUGCUGAGCUGUACACACAGGGCUUGAGGUCUGGGAGGGUUGUAGUCAGUUCCUCAGGACAUGGUGGCGAUGAACUGUCCAACACCAGUGGGCUUCAAGAAAGGAAAUAGUCCAUAUUGUUGAAGCUUGCUUAUUGGGUUGUUUUUUUUUUUUUUUUUUUUUUUCCUGAGCCUCAGGAUAGGCAUUUCAGAUGCUGUAAUUAAGCAGCAUAAAAUUCAGUUGGAGAAUGGGUUAAUAAAGAUUCCACAUGUAAGGAUAGUUUUCAUCAGUCAUGACACAACAGUAACACAGGUAUGCCAAAUAAAUUUCUUCUUGAUUCAGAAGAUCUUGCAGGAUCAUGUAGGGCUUUAUAAAGGGUCCUCACUGUUGAAUCCCAAAUACUGUUCUGCAUGAUUAAGAAGCACCAUACCAUGUAUUGAGAGUUGGCAAGAAUGCCUGGAGACUGAGAUUUUUCUGGUAGGCGAGGGCCAGGUUAGCCAGCUUGCCUCCAUUUUGACAAGCCAUUUUUCACUGUGGCCACUGUUGGAAUUCCGUUAUGAGAGAGAUUUUCUGUGAUCUUAAGAAAUCACCAUGGUUAGGGCAAUUGUCCUUGGGAGAAAUUAGUAUUCAGAAACUAGAAAAGACAAUGAGGUACUCAGAGUUCUUUAGGGUAUAUGUUUGAAAACGCUCAUCUCUCAGAUCUGUGUAGAAGGGUACGUGUUCUGUCUACAUUCUGUACCUGCACCAUUGUUGUGCUGAAAAAUGAGGGGAGUCGGUGAAAGGGGAGUCACUCAGAUCUUUCCCCACGGUGAACAGAAACUGUGCCCUGGUUUGGUGUGUUGGCCACAAGUAGGCUGACUGAGCUGUGUAUGCAUCCUCAGAACCCCCGUCUCCUGGGUAGACCCCACACUUUCCCUUCUUGCAAUCUGAUUCUGUAAUGACUAUCAGUGGAGAAACCCAGUUUUAAUGCUUGUCAAAAAUAAGUUUGAACGUUUUAUGGUUGUUGACAAACCUUUAUCCUAAAACCCAUGAUUCAGUCUUUAAAACUUGUUUAGCGUUUAUACCAAAGGUCACACUCCACCGGUGUAUGCGGGGUGGGUGCACGGGGGUGAGGCCUGGAGGGCCUGGCACUGUGCCUACCGCUGAGGGGACACAGUGAGACAAUACGGGAUGUCAUUGAAAACACAUCAAUCAUGGGUCACACUACCAGUGUUGUCAGGUGUUUGUUCUUGUAAUAUAUUUUCAGGUGUUUUGUUUUUCUAAUUUAAUUCUCUCACCCUGUUGUCUGACUGUGAACUGCUAACAGUGUUAAACUUGAUGUAAAUAAAUGAGGCCCUUGAAAGGGGAAUGCUGUCUGCCUGUUGUCUCACAAGGCUUGCCAACUUGUGUUUUAUUUUAAAUAAAGGUUGCAAUAUUUUAUUGGCAAA